AUGUCUGGCCUACCAGUUUCUAUUCAAGAUUUGGAAACAAAUCGUUAUCAUAAUUCGCUCCCACCUGUUUUAAGAAGAUUAUUUAAGACUCCAAAAAAUUUAGAUUUUGAAACCGCAAGUUGGGAAAUGGUACACUUGAUAUUCAAACCAAGAAUGGCUUAUAGACAAUUCUAUUACCAACGUCAAACCAAUAAGCAAUGGGCAAGAGAUGAUCCAUCGUUCUUUCUACUUCAGAUUGGAUUAUUAAUGGCAAGUUCUUUAAUAUGGUCAAUUGUUUACGGUCAUUCUGUUGGCGGCUUUUUUAGAAUGAUGUUAAACAUGGUUGUGACAGAUUUCUUUUUAUUUGGGUUUACAGUUGCUACUAUAUUUUGGUUUGUCUUAAACAGACCAAUGUUUAAAUUUAAAUCUGCUGUAAAUUCAAGAGUUGAAUGGGCAUAUUGUUUUGAUGUUCAUUGUAAUGCAUUUCUUAUAAUAUGGGUUUCAAUAUACUUUUUACAAUUUUUAGCAUUACCAAUAUUAAAUAUGGAAAAUUGGUUUUCUUUAGUUGUGGGAAAUACUUUAUAUUGCUUUGCAUUUGCUCAUUAUUUCAUUUUAACCUUUUAUGGCUAUAGCCAAUUGACAUUUUUAAAGAAUAUCAGCUUCAUUCUAUUCCCUUCAUUAUUCUUUGGUGUUUUGUAUAUUAUCAGUUUGGUUGGUAUUAACGUUGCAAGUAGAUUAAGUUUUUACAAGCAUUAG
Molecule: messenger RNA, 735 nt
Organism: Henningerozyma blattae CBS 6284
Lineage: Eukaryota; Fungi; Ascomycota; Saccharomycetes; Saccharomycetales; Saccharomycetaceae
Gene: GMH1
Product: Gmh1p
Exons: 1
Coding region: 1-735 (244 amino acids)
Cellular component (GO): Golgi membrane
Source: RefSeq, a predicted model, not a curated record